CCGUGCCGCGUGCAAAUAUGCAUUUGCGUGCAUUACGCGAAACGUCAUUUUGCAAGGUUGCUGUGGUAGCGACAGGCGCCAUGUUGAGACGAAAAAAAAAGAAACGAUAACAAUAGUGGGAAAACAUAAGAGAGGAAAAUCACAUUUUAAAGAAAUAAAAAGUUGAAAUGAUCAUGAUUGGGGAAUUCUUGGGUAAUAAUUAGUACGUUCUGGAGUUACCAUGCCUUUCCCUGUUGUAAAUCAAGUACUGCAAGCAGCACAGCAGCCCUCAAAACAUUAUGGUAUCACUUCUCCAAUUAGUCUUACCCAGCCCAAGGAGGCUGAUUUGAUUCUGACUCAGAAGCUCACUGAGGCACUGAAACCUUAUGGGGUUUUUGAAGAAGAGUUGGAACUGCAGCGCAGAAUUUUAGUUUUGGGAAAACUAAACAGUGUGGUUAAAGAAUGGAUCAGAGACAUGAGUGAAACAAAGCAUUUGCCUUCCUCUAUUAUUGAGAACAUUGGAGGAAAAAUUUUCACCUUUGGUUCCUAUCGGUUAGGAGUUCACACAAAAGGUGCUGAUAUUGAUGCUCUCUGUGUGGCCCCACGUCAUGUGGACAGGUCGGACUUCUUCACAUCGUUUUAUGAAAAGCUCAAAGAACAAGAGGAAGUCAAGGAUUUAAGAGCUGUUGAGGAGGCUUUUGUACCAGUAAUAAAACUGUCAUUUGAUGGCAUAGAGAUUGAUCUUCUAUUUGCCCGAUUAGCCCUACAAACUAUUCCUGGAGACUUGGACCUUCGAGAUGACAGUUUACUUAAAAAUUUAGACAUCAGGUGCAUAAGAAGUCUUAAUGGUUGCCGAGUUACUGAUGAGAUUUUGCAUUUGGUACCAAACAUUGAAAACUUCAGACUUACCCUCAGGGCAAUAAAAUUAUGGGCAAAGCGUCAUAAUAUUUAUUCUAAUAUACUUGGCUUCCUUGGUGGUGUGUCAUGGGCUAUGUUAGUUGCCAGAACAUGCCAACUUUAUCCAAAUGCUGUAGCAUCCACACUUGUUCACAAAUUCUUCCUGGUUUUUUCAAAGUGGGAAUGGCCGAAUCCAGUUCUUCUGAAGCAGCCUGAGGACUGCAACCUCCAUCUUCCAGUGUGGGACCCCAGGGUGACUCCAAGUGACAGAUACCACUUGAUGCCGAUUAUUACACCAGCAUAUCCACAGCAAAACUCAACCUUUAAUGUCUCUGUGUCUACACGUGCAGUCAUGAUUGAAGAGUUUAAACAGGGUCUUGCCAUCACAGAUGAAAUAUUGCAGAAUAAGGCAGAGUGGUCCAAACUUUUUGAAGCACCAAACUUCUUUCAGAAGUACAAGCAUUAUAUUGUGUUGCUAGCAAGUGCACCUACAGAAAAGCAGCACCUGGAAUGGGUUGGUCUGGUAGAGUCAAAAAUCCGUAUCCUGGUUGGAAAUUUGGAGAAGAAUGAGUUUAUCACGUUAGCCCAUGUAAACCCCCAGUCAUUCCCAGGUCCAAAAGAAAGAAAUGACAAGGAAGAAUUCAGCACAAUGUGGGUUAUAGGGAUUGUAUUUAAGAAAAUGGAGAGCAGUGAAAACCUCAAUGUUGAUCUCACAUAUGACAUACAGUCAUUCACUGAUACAGUUUACAGGCAAGCAAUAAACAGUAAAAUGUUUGAGCCUGAUAUGAAAAUUACAGCAAUGCAUGUCAAGAGAAAACAAUUACACCAGCUUCUGCCAAACCUUGUUAUACAGAAGAGGAGAAAGCACUCAACUGAAGGCAUCAAACUGAUGAAUGAGAACAGUUUUGAUCUGUCAUUGGACAGUGACAACAGUAUGUCAGUACCUUCUCCAACUGCUGCUUUGAAAAGCUGCUCUCAAAACCGUUCCAUCAGUCCACAAGGCAGACUAAGCCCAACAUCAGUAACCAACACUCAGUCUGAAGCUCAGGCUAAACCUGAAGCUGGAGGAAACUUGGUUAUCCCGGGGGGUAUAUUGGGUGAAAACAUUCUCAAGCCUCCAGCAGCUCCCCUAGCCCCAAAGCCCUCCUUGACCCGUGUUUCAUCUACACAAGUGAUUAACCAGACCCCACAGUCUGCAGGAACCCCUGGCACAAAACCUGGAAUAAAGAGGGCAGGGUCUCCUCACCCAGAGGAGACCCCAAAAAGAUUGAAAGCAGAUGAGGAAACAUCAGAAAACAGUUUGUCAGCAGACAUUUGUGCAGUUCUGGCAGAUACUAAGAUGUCUACAGAAAUUGAGGUUGGAGAAGUUGUCAGUUCUACAAAUGAUGGGGAAGGUGACAUAGAAACUAAAGACAAUGUUAAGGAGCUGGAUUCAGAAGAAAGGUUAAAUCCACCAAUUCCUGCAGCACAGAGACUGUCCAGUACAGACCUGUCAGACGUUCCCACUCUCCCUCCCAACCCCAUUCCAGUUGUGAAGAAUUCAAUAAAGUUAAGACUGAGUAGGUAGAAUUCCCAAAGGACCCUGGAGCAAGGACUCCCACAUCAGAAACAAUAGCCUACAAUGUGUCACAGACCAGAACAUCAGCUGCAGGCAAAAAGGGACCCUGGAUGCUGAUUUCAGAUUUCUUGAUCAAGGGCAGUAGCUAGUGUGUUCUGUGUACACAUGAUGGCAGUAUUCCUCAAAGUAGGAAUCAGCAGCAACUAAUGAUGGUGCCGCUGUAUAAAAGACACUUAGUGUGUAUGUUCAUUUUUUUAAAUGUUUGUUUUCCAUUGUUUAUACUGAAAUUAUAGUAUCCAUAUACAGUACAAAUAUACAUAUUUUUAAGUAUUUAUAAGUAUUUAUAAGUAAAACAGGUGCUGGCUUGUGUUAUGCUAUGGACAUGCACUGAUGUUACACAAAUGAAAAUACUGCCGUUAUAAAUCAUUCAUAAAGACCACUGAAUUUUGUAAAUAGUAACAUUUCCUCUGUUCAUAGACGAUGUCCAGGGCCUUUUUGUUUGUUUUAGGCCAUAUUUGCAGAAUAAUGUCAAGUGAAGCAUCAUAUUGCGGAAAAUACAUUUGAACAGGUAUAGACCAUUGGCUUAAAGUGUAUAAACCAAGGGUUUAGAAAAAACAAAAAAAAUCUUGCCUCUCUAUUUUGGGGUUAAUCUAUUUACAUUUCUGGAGUGCGCUGGACUACAGACAGUUACUACAUACACUUCUAAGCUGGUAGACAAAUAUUUAACAAGCGUCUUUUUCACCUUUGUUAAAGGUUAGAAAACAAAAAGCAUUCAAAACUAAAGUAAAUCUGCCCUUUUGUUUUGAUUAAGUAGCUCAGAUGUAUUUAAAUAAUAUCAGAAUUUUUUUGCAGGUUUUGCAAUAAUCUGCAAUAAACCAUGUUUUCUGCAAAAUGAAUUUAGCUUUUAUUUCAAGGAAUUUCUCUUAGUAAUGGUAUAAAGAUAUCCAUACAUAUUUCAAAGGGUACAAUUAAAAACAAUUAAUAUGAAAAGUAGAGUAAGCAAUUAUUAGUUCUGCAUUUUAGUGAACAGUUUGAGUGAGUGAUUAACAUACACCUGUCCUAAGUGCCAAUAUAUUUAUUAUUUUCCCUAACUUUCAUGGUUCUUGAUUCAACCAGUUCAAUGUAGUGUUUUUCAGUAAAUCGGGAGAUGCUGGUCCUUGUAUAGUUGAAGACAGACUCCAAUUAAGUAUGGAAAACAAUGUUGUUACUAAAGCAGUGUGGUAUGAUUUACCUAUCCAAUUAACAUAUGUUCUAGUCGCAACGAGACUUUAAAGCCCUUCUGACUUUAUCUUAAACGCAGAUUUAUUUUAUAUUAGUUUUGUAUUCUGUGAUAGGGUUUGAGUAAACAUAAGCACCACAUCUUUAGUGGAUAAUUCUGAUACAUGUACGUUGUACCUCAAGUGUUUAUGUAUUGUAAACAUUUUUGCAGAUUUUAAGACGGGUUAAGUUAAUCCUGUUUACUAUAUGGAAAAAAGUAAUGUGUUUUUUUUUUGGCUCUUUAUCUUUAAUUAAAUAAUUUCAGUGAAGGACAGAUGUGUUUAUUUUUUUCCUGGUUCUAUUAGCUAAUUAUUAGCCAGUGGAAAUAAUUCCUGUUUAUCAUUGAUUGUAAAUUGUUGAGCUGUCCAGUCUGAAUACUCAAAAGUAGCAAACACAAGUAGUACCCUUCUUCAGAACUCAGGUAUUCAGAAAGAAAUGGGUAGUCAUAUUAACAAAAAGAUUUGGUUAUUGCUUUUGCUUAUAAAGUUGGCUAUGUGUACAUGUUUUAAUCAAAAUCUGUUUUAAUAAACCCAGAUGUAUAUGCUAGUAAUGUUACAUAUGUUAGAAUGUGUUGGUAAGUUAAUAAGGACCACUGUUAUUUGACAGCUAAUGUAUGUUUGCAUCAGUACAGAACCAUCAGUUGCAAAAUUUCAAGAGCUUUUUUUUUUUUCUCACAAAAUCAUUUUGUUUGGAUUUUUUUUCUGUAAAAUUUCUUUUGUAAAAAUAAUUGUACUGUUUUUUGUGUGUGUGUGUGUGUGUGCGUGUGUGUUUUUAUUCACAAACUAAAUAAAGGUUCCUUGC
Polyodon spathula (Mississippi paddlefish) is the source of this 4492-nucleotide messenger RNA. Its product is annotated as poly(A) polymerase type 3-like. Gene Ontology annotation, cellular component: nucleus. The transcript is spliced from 23 exons. NCBI's taxonomy places the organism in Eukaryota, Metazoa, Chordata, Actinopteri, Acipenseriformes, Polyodontidae. The coding region runs from base 221 to 2443 and encodes 740 amino acids. Gene Ontology annotation, molecular function: poly(A) RNA polymerase activity; RNA binding. The record is from RefSeq and is a predicted model, not a curated record.